AUGCUUUUACAGGUUACACGAUCGAAACCACAUCAAUCUCUAGCUUCCACUCUAGAUACAAAAUGUUCUUCGAGUGUCAAAUCAACCCCAGAAAUCGAAAAGAAAUAUGUUCAUCGUGUAUAUGAUGCGAUUGCACCUCAUUUUAGUGCAACCCGGUUUGCGAAAUGGCCCAAAGUUUCAGCCUUUUUGAACAAUUUGCCAUCGGGGUCUGUGAUUCUAGAUGCAGGAUGUGGUAAUGGCAAGUAUCUAGGUUUGAAUCCCAAUUGUUUCUUCAUUGGUUGUGAUAUAAGCGCACCCCUUAUUCAGAUCUGCAGCGACAGAGGCCAUGAGGUUUUUGUAGCGGAUGCUGUGAAUCUUCCAUACCGAAGCUCAUUAGCAGAUGCUGCAAUUUCGAUUGCAGUUUUGCAUCAUCUUAGUACUGAAAGUAGGAGGAAGAAAGCCAUUGAUGAACUCAUAAGAACUGUGAAAAAAGGUGGGCAUGUUUUGAUCACUGUUUGGGCUGUCGAGCAAGAAGAUAGAUCUUUACUGAAUAAGUGGACCCCACUUACGGAUAAGUAUUUAGAAGAAUGGAUUGGACCAGGUAGUCCACGGAUUCGCAGCUCUUCUUCAGUCACCUUAGAAAGCAUUCCUGAAACUGAGGUGAGUGUUUCACAGGAAGAGGAAGUUAAAGAUUUUGGUAAUUUGAGUUUAGGAGAAGAGGGAAUGGAAAGUGAAUUUAAAGAAGAUAGAGAAAGAGAAAGAGAAAGGCAACAGGAGUAUUUUGUGCCAUGGCAUUUGCCUUACCAUAGAGCAGAAGUGAGUGGAGCUUCUGUAGGAGCAGUGGAAAAUGGUCUUGCAAGGAAAGAUGAUCAAAAGGGUGCAAUCGUCUAUGACAGAUAUUACCAUGUGUUUGGUGAAGGUGAACUUGAAAGGUUGGUUUGUGGCAUGAAGAAUGCAGUUAUUGUGGAUCAAUUUUUUGACAAGUCUAACUGGUGUGUCAUUCUCCAGAAAACUUCAUGUUAGAUCAUAUUCUGAUGCAUUUCUUGCUAAAAAAAGGUGUGAUCAAAAUGAAUGCAAAUCCACAACUUUUUUUAUAGCAGUUUUGGUUUAUUCAAUGACUCCUGAUUUCAGGUGUAGCAUUCUGUAAUUUUUUGUGAACUUGUGGACUUGUUAUAUUUAAAUGUAUUCGAAACUAGGCUUCUGUUGAAUGGAAAGGGUUAGCAAAGUACAACUUUAAAUGUAUGUGGUACAAGUCAUCGGAGCAUACCCAUUCAAAGUGCUUUUAUUUGUUAUUUAAAAUAGGAUAACUGCUUGUGAGUAAUUGCCAAGUUUGUGAAAAAAACUCUUUAAUUUUUUUUUUCAGUAAAAACUCACAUUUGGCAACUUUUUGGUUUUGACCAAAUUUU
Molecule: messenger RNA, 1385 nt
Organism: Lactuca saligna
Lineage: Eukaryota; Viridiplantae; Streptophyta; Magnoliopsida; Asterales; Asteraceae
Source: the annotation of a GenBank genome assembly